UCGCCCAGCCGUCCUGACUUUCUUCCCUCCUUCCCUCAGAGGAUGUCCGCCUUCCAGAUCAACCUCAACCCGCUCAAGGAGCCGAUCGGCUUCAUCAAGGUCCUGCAGUGGAUUGCUUCCAUCUUUGCCUUUGCCACCUGUGGAGGUUUUAAGGGCAAAACAGAAAUUCUAGUGAAUUGUCCUCCUUUAAAAGUUAUUGAAAAUCAUACUGUUGAAGCUACUUUCGGUUAUCCAUUCAGGUUGAAUCAAGCAUCAUUUCGUUCACAUCCUGUUGUAAAUGUGUGCAAUGGAAAUUGGUCAAGUCAUUUCCUCAUAGGAGAUUACUCCUCUUCUGCACAAUUCUAUGUUACAUUUGCAGUCUUUGUAUUCUUGUACUGCAUUGCUGCCCUUCUGCUUUAUGUUGGUUACACAAAUCUAUACCGGGAUAGUCGUAAACUUCCCAUGAUUAUCUUUGGCUUUCUGAAUAUGAUACUUUGGGGAGGAAAUGCUUGGUUUGUGUACAAAGAGACAAGCUUACAUAGUCCAUCAAAUACUUCUGCUUCCCAUAGCCAAGGAGGUGUGCCACCUCCUGCUGGAAUAUAAUUGAAGGGAGAGAGAGUUACACUGUAUGAAGUAUGUGUCUGUACUAUGACUUGUUGCCAAUAUCUUCAGAAGCGCUUGUUUCUAAUAAAAGUAAUGGCUUUUUCAAUAAAUUGGUGGGUUUAAAA
This is a messenger RNA of Marmota monax (woodchuck), 707 nucleotides long. Its product is annotated as synaptophysin-like protein 1. The transcript has a single exon. The coding region runs from base 43 to 582 and encodes 179 amino acids. The record is from RefSeq and is a predicted model, not a curated record. Gene Ontology annotation, cellular component: synaptic vesicle membrane; synaptic vesicle. NCBI's taxonomy places the organism in Eukaryota, Metazoa, Chordata, Mammalia, Rodentia, Sciuridae.